Messenger RNA from Phytophthora nicotianae INRA-310, 690 nucleotides. RefSeq lists its product as hypothetical. NCBI's taxonomy places the organism in Eukaryota, Oomycota, Peronosporomycetes, Peronosporales, Peronosporaceae. The transcript has a single exon. The coding region runs from base 36 to 575 and encodes 179 amino acids. The record is from RefSeq and is a predicted model, not a curated record.
CGCUACUGCAAAAGUGGCCGAGCCUCAUUACCAGCAUGAGCCCGAGCGUCACGCCCCACGUGAAGACUGUCGAGACGGAGCUCGAAAUGAAGAUAAAGCAGUCCUCAGCAGCUUCUCCGCAGUUGACUGGGUGGGUGUACUGGCAGCGCGACCCUGCACGAUCCCCGGACUGCUGGACGAAAGCGUUUGCAGUGUUGGAUAACGCGUUUCUGUGGCUUUUCCAGCGAGAAGAGUCUGCACCUCAAAAUUUGCUGGUGCAGCUGGCUGUCGCGGACGUUGAUGAUGCGGAAGGUGAACGCUUGCUGUGUGUGAUCGACCCGAACGGAGAGGAGCUUCGUAUUUGCUUGAGCGACAGCGCUACGUUCGAGACUUGGAGCGUGAGGUUAAAGGACGCGGCUUACCACACAGCAGCUUUCUUCCGAAGCAGCGGUCUGGACGUACGAGAUCUCCCGCGAUGGAGUAACUACAGAGGAACACUGGAGGACUACAAUCGAGUUUCCAAGCGGACAAGAUGUAAGGAUGCUGUGGUACAAAUGAUGCGGCGUUGGAGGAUCUAUCAGUUACGAAAACACUAGGAAGCGCCCACCAAAAGUGCCAUUAAGUAACUAGCAACUUGAUGACUUCAAACCCGCUAGUCCAAAGGAGAAAGACUAGAAAGAUAGACAUCGAUGCAGGCGUCGUAACACGAAC